GGCUCCGAGAGACUAAGCUGGUUACAGGAAAGACCGGAGCUCCCCGAACCUCCUCUGUCUCUUUAAAUGCCACGGGCUGCGCUCCCGCCCGGGAGCCCCGAGCCGGAUCUACAAUCCCGUCCCUCCCGCUCCGGCGCUUGUUGCUCGCCUAACCCGAGCGGGAGCUGCCGCCCGGGGAAGCCCAGCUAGCUCCUUCUGCUUUCCUCCUCGCGCCCCACCUUUCCGGAAAUUUGCGUGAGGGGUCGUGCAGCAAGGAGCGCGAACAAGCAUUGCCACCCCACCGUCUUCAAGUCUUGGGGGUCUACGCAGCCGCGGGGGUCGGCAGGGGAGAAAUGCGUCCUUCCCCGAAGCCCAGCUUCGCGGUGGUCUGCGCUGCGAGAGGAGGCACUGCGGAGCCCACACCUGAAAACUCGCCCUAGAAGUCUCGGGUGCGGCAGGGUGCCCCUCCCGGUCCCUUAGGGCUUCUAGCUCUCGGGGAGAGAGUCGGCGCAGGUGGCUUUAGCCCCUGCUCGGGGACCAGUGCCAAUGACUCUGAUGGUGGUUUCGCUUUCUCCUCUUGAAGUCCUGUGAACAAGCGUCCCCAGCGUAAUGGGUAACCAGGUGGAGAAACUGACCCACCUAAGUUACAAGGAAGUUCCCACGGCCGACCCGACCGGCGUGGAUCGAGACGAUGGGCCCCGCAUCGGAGUCUCUUAUAUUUUUUCCAAUGACGACGAGGAUGUGGAACCUCAGCCACCGCCCCAGGGGCUUGAUGGCGGAGCUUUGUCCGACUCGGGGGACCGGCCUUCCUUGCCCCCGCCGCAGCCCUACGACCCGCGGCAGCACGAGGUGGAAUGCUCGGUGUUUUACCGUGAUGAAUGCAUCUAUCAGAAAAGCUUCGCGCCGGGAUCGGCGGCGCUGAGCACCUAUACACCGGAGAAUUUACUCAACAAGUGCAGUCCGGGUGACCUGGUGGAGUUUGUAUCGCAGGCGCAAUACCCGCACUGGGCUGUCUACGUGGGCAAUUUCCAAGUGGUGCAUUUGCACCGGCUGGAGGUGAGCAACAGCUUUCUGACCGAUGCGAGCCAGGGCCGGCGCGGCCGCGUGGUCAACGAUCUGUAUCGCUACAAACCACUGAGCCCCAGCGCUGUAGUGCGCAACGCACUGGCCCACGUGGGCGCCAAGGAGCGCGAGCUCAGCUGGCGCAACUCAGAGAGCUUUGCCGCCUGGUGCCGCUAUGGCAAACGCGAGUUCAAGAUCGGUGGCGAGCUGCGCAUCGGCAAGCAGCCCUACCGUUUGCAGAUUCAGCUCUCGGCUCAGCGCAGCCAUACUCUCGAGUUCCAGAGCCUGGAGGACUUGAUCAUGGAGAAGCGGCGCAACGACCAAAUCGGACGCGCGGCGGUGCUGCAGGAGCUCGCCACGCACCUGCACCCGGCUGAGCCGGAUGAGGGCGACAGCGACGCGGCUCGGACUACACCGUCUCCCCUGCGCCCCCCUGCUUUGGGCUCUGAGGAGGAGAAUGGAGACUCGGCUGUGCACUGAUACUUGACCCGGGCUCAGAGCUACAAAAGGAAGCUUUUUGCAGGGGCCACACCCCCUUUCUCCCUUCCCCACCCCCUACCCUUGGGCCCCAUUUAGUAUUCCUGGGACCUUUGGAAAAUGCAGAGUUGGUGAAAUGCACAACCGGCUUUGGACGGGGGAGGAGGAAGGGGAGCAGGUAGGAUUGGCUGGUGGGUGGCUAUGGGAAGCAUUUUCUUCAGUCCCCCUCAGUCUACCUUCCCUUCUGAAGUGGGGUAAAGUGAACUUGCAGCUUCAACCCUUACAGAUAUGGGAUCAAAUUCAGCCCUUCAUGUACAAGCAGGCUUGAAGAAAAUCUCAGAGCACAUACGCCCUGCAUUCCACCUCUCUGGAGCCCUCCCUACUCUCAACUGGGAUGCAGGGUACAAAGGCCAGAGAGGAUUGGGGCGGAGCUGCUUCGGGUCUGUUGGGAGAACUGCUUAUCUGCUUCCCCCACUGAGCUGUGCUUGGGAUCCUAGAGGCUGGAGUGAUUUAUUUUAUGGGAUUCCCAGGGCACAGGGCUACUGAAACUACAAGGCCUGGGAGCAGCAGACAGAAACCAAACAGCCCUGUAUUAAGUGCAGCAAAUACUUUAGCAAACUCAGGCUACAGGCUACAAAUGGAUUUUACUACCUCCCCCUCCCUAUCCCCAAGUACCUCCUCUUGGGAAGCUGGCUCUAAGGGAGUCUUUGGCUCCCAACUCCUUCCCCGGUUACAAGUAAAUCAUUGUCAAGGGCCAGCCAGGGAAAGGAUUCAAUUAAGGUGCCAUUCUGCCUCCUGUGUUUUUGGCCUGCUGUUGUGGACUCUUAGAGCUACAUUGUCGUUAUCAAGGGAGGCAAUAGCCCUUUGUGUCUCUGAUCUAAUUAAACCUGCUUGGCGUGUUCAUCUGCAGGUCACAGAUGGGGUUGGCUUGUGCCACCCCAUAAAGUAUCCUCUAGGGAAUCAACCAGUGCUACCCUGUCAAGAAUUAAAUCAUUAAAUCUCUAAACGUAACCCUUUAAAAACCAAGCUGGAUCUAGGGAUUUUUUUUUUCUUUUUGUUUUUCUCUCCCUGGUCCCCCUUCCUCACCAGACAGUUGCUGUGGUAGGGUUAGGGUUACUUUGCCAUCCAUGGUGUAUGAAGUUGAAUUCAAGGUACAAAGUCUUGUUCUAUGUACCCAAUUUCUUUAUGGCUUGGAGAAUAUCCUAUUCAGAUAUUCACCCUUCAUUAAGAAGGGUGGCAUUAGUCACAGAUACCAUGUAGUAUGUUCAGAACAGACUUGAUGGCAGUCCCACACGUAAGUUGGUGACGGUGGCAUGUGAACAGACUGAACAGGUAGCGAUUGGGUCUGCCACUGAACUUCCAUGCACUUUAGUACAAGGCUUUAGGACUGCGACAGCCUGUUGCCUGAACGGUGGGCAGACCUCUGACUGCUGCGUGCUUAUGGGCGGUCUGUCAACUGUUCUCAAAAGUUGAGCAUAGUUAAAGGCCUUCGCUGCCUCCCCAGUCCUUACAACACUGGAACUAGUUCUUAGUCAUUGGAACAAAAUCUUACUUGAGUAUCCUGAAGCCACGGUCAUUGUCAGGCUUCUUGCUUGGGGAUCUGUAAAUCCCACUUGUUUUGUUUUUUUUUUUUAAGCCUAAAUCUUCAUAGUACCUCAGCACGAAACCUUUUCAUUAAUUAUAAAGGCAUUAAAUGCACUUUCUGCUUUCACAGUGCUUACCAAGCAAGUCCUUGUUCUUUGAAUGUUAAGGAAGAGCUACAUACACACUAGCCUUGCUUUGGGACCUGGGAGGAGAACCGUUUUCUAGUUGAGAAUAU
This is a messenger RNA of Rattus rattus (black rat), 3337 nucleotides long. It is a transcript of the gene Lratd2, whose product is annotated as LRAT domain containing 2. NCBI's taxonomy places the organism in Eukaryota, Metazoa, Chordata, Mammalia, Rodentia, Muridae. The transcript has 2 exons. Bases 589 to 1521 code for a protein of 310 amino acids. The record is from RefSeq and is a predicted model, not a curated record.